Clupea harengus (Atlantic herring) is the source of this 4006-nucleotide messenger RNA. RefSeq names its product Na(+)/H(+) exchanger beta-like. The record is from RefSeq and is a predicted model, not a curated record. Gene Ontology annotation, biological process: proton transmembrane transport; regulation of intracellular pH; sodium ion import across plasma membrane. Gene Ontology annotation, molecular function: sodium:proton antiporter activity; potassium:proton antiporter activity. NCBI's taxonomy places the organism in Eukaryota, Metazoa, Chordata, Actinopteri, Clupeiformes, Clupeidae. Gene Ontology annotation, cellular component: plasma membrane.
UCUGGUGACGUUACUUUUUAAAAUAAACUUUCUCUCGCCAUCUUAAACCUGUAGAAAGUUAUAUAUAGUCGACCUAAAAUACAAUAUAUCCUAUAGGUCAGGAGACGGCGAGUGGACAGAUAAAAUGUUGUGCUUAUAUAGGUGGCACGGUUUUAUGUCAUCUAAUUAUUUUUUUGUAAAGAGACAAAAUGUAUACUGAGCUUAUCUUUGAGUCUGUGGGGUCAACCACAGUCUUUUUCAGCAUGAGGACUCUGUAGCGUUGACGUUUUCUGACCCACUCAUCGAGCCAACCGCCAGACAGACUCAUUCUACGUCGAUCGAUGUGCGUAAAAGAGCGCGGCUGCACCUGUUCCAGUGGGUCGGUGAUUUCCGCCCAACAGUGCUGUACCAUACGCAUCUUUAUCGUGUUGGUUAGAAUGAAGAACUAAGUUCAACUUCCAGAGUCGUUGCGAUGCCAGCGCUUUUAGGAGGUGCCGGCAGUCCACACCAUUCUCCGGGGCUGAGAUGGAGUCUCCUUGUGGUGGUAUUAAUUCUGUCUGUCAUGGCAAGCUCCGCGGCGGCAAGCUCCCCGGCUGCAUCCGCCGCCGGUACCGGCCAGGGAAAUGGCACGACUCUUCACACCGAUUCCAAAACUAACGGCACAAGUCAUCAUACGAAAAAGGCUUUUCCAGUCCUCUCAGUCAAUUAUGAUUAUGUUCGGAUGCCCUUCGAGAUAUCCUUAUGGAUAUUACUUGCUUCAUUAAUGAAAUUAGGCUUCCACCUGGUCCCACGGCUGUCCGCCGUGGUUCCAGAGAGCUGCCUACUCAUCGUGGUGGGUCUGCUGGUGGGCGGCCUCAUGAAGCUGGUGGGUGAGAACCCGCCCGUCCUCGACUCCAAGCUCUUCUUCCUAUGCCUGCUGCCGCCCAUCAUCCUGGACGCCGGCUACUUCCUGCCCAUCCGCGCCUUCUCCGAGAACGUGGGCACCAUCCUGAUGUUCGCCGUGAUAGGGACGCUGUGGAACGCCGCCUUUACGGGUAUGGUGCUGUAUGGAGUGUGCCAGGCGGAGGGCGGGGAGCUGAAGGAAGUCGGCCUACUGGCAUGCCUGCUGUUUGGCUCCAUCGUGUCGGCGGUGGAUCCGGUAGCGGUGCUGGCUGUGUUUGAAGAGAUCCACAUCAAUGAGCUACUGCACAUCAUCGUGUUUGGAGAGUCACUGCUCAAUGAUGCCGUCACUGUGGUCCUCUACCAUCUGUUUGAGGAGUUUUCCAACGCAGGAAUGGUGACCCUGGCGGACGCCUGUCUGGGUGUUGUCUGCUUCCUGGUGGUGUCGCUGGGCGGCAUCCUGGUGGGCGCCAUCUACGGGGUCCUGGGGGCGUUCACCUCGCGCUUCACCUCGCACACGCGUGUCAUCGAGCCGCUCUUCGUCUUCCUCUACAGUUACAUGGCCUACCUGUCAGCCGAGGUGUUCCAUCUGUCCGGCAUCAUGUCUCUGAUUGCGUGUGGGGUGGUGAUGCGGCCGUAUGUGGAGGCUAAUGUGUCCCACAAGUCCUACACCACCAUCAAGUACUUCCUGAAGAUGUGGAGCAGUGUGAGCGAGACGCUCAUCUUCAUCUUCCUGGGCGUGUCCACGGUGGCAGGGCCUCACGAGUGGAACUGGACCUUCAUCAUUGUCACCGUCUUCCUCUGCCUUCUCUCUCGUGUGCUCGGAGUGAUUGGCUUAACCUUAAUCAUCAACAGAUUUCGUAUUGUGAAGCUGACCUGUAAAGACCAGUUCAUAGUGGCGUAUGGUGGCCUGCGGGGGGCGAUAGCAUUCUCUCUGGUGUACCUGCUGUCGCCCGAGCACUUUACCAAGAAGAACAUGUUCCUCACAGCCAUCAUCACAGUGGUCUUCUUCACUGUGUUUGUCCAGGGGAUGACCAUCCGGCCGCUGGUGGAGCUGCUGGCUGUGAAGAGGAAAAAGGAGACCAAGCACACCAUCAAUGAAGAGAUCCACAUUCAGUUCCUGGAUCAUUUACUCGGGGGCAUUGAGGAUGUGUGUGGACACUGCGGCCACCACCACUGGAAGGACAAGCUAAGUCGUUUUAACAAGGCCUAUGUGAAGAAGUGGCUGAUAGCAGGCGACCGCUCCAUGGAGCCACAGCUCAUCUCCUUCUACCACAAGCUGGAGCUCAAGCAGGCCCUCAUGAUGCUGGAGGGCGGCGGCACGUACACUAACGUUUCCAUGCAGAAUAUCCAGCCCAAGAGGCCGGUUCCAGAGCGUGUUGUUCCCCGGAUGUCUAGAGGUCGUGAGGAGGAGGUCAGGAAGAUCCUCAGGGCCAACCUGCAGAACACCAGACAAAGGCUCCGCUCCUACAGCAGGCACACUUUAUUUGAAGACCCUCUGGAGGGAGAGGAGGAGGACUAUAGUGAGGCCCAGAUGAGGAAGCAAAGAGUCGAGAUACACAGAAGGAUGAGUCAUUACAUGACCGUUCCAGCUAAACAGAAUUCCCCACCCGCCAGGAGAGUGCGCUUUGAGUCCGACAACCAGGUGUUUGGCUCCACGCCCGCCUCCACCCCCAGCUCCAGGUUCCAGGUGUCGGUGGUGCCGUCCAUCCAGGUGACCCGGGCCCCCAUGGCCCGCAUGGAGCAGCUGUCGCAGGAGUCAGUCAGCCUCGUGGACGAAUCACAGCAGCAGGACUCUGAAAGGGGAGGGGCCUACAGCAGUGACGGUAGCCUGGGGGCGGAGCUAAGCGUGCCGCACGGAGAGUCAGACCACCUGAGGCUGCCGCGUUGCUUUAGCGACCCGGGACCCAACAAGAUGGAGGAGGAGGAGGAAGACGAUGAGCACUUUGUGUCUUGACGCUAGGGAGGUGUCUGUGUGUCUGUGUGCGCGUGUCUGUCUGUGCGCGUGUCUGUCUGUGUGCGUGUGUCUCUGUGUGUGUGUGAAGGAGAGAGUGUGUGCAUCUGUGAUGGGGCAAAUGUAUUGACAAAUACAAAUAUCUCACACACAGUCCAACAAAUGCACAACAAGCACUGCAUUACAAAAAAAUUGAAGAGCAAGGAAGCACUCUUGUUAUGUUUUCACAUAGUGUGUGUGUGUGUGUGUGUGUGUGUGUGUGUGUGUGUGUGUGUGUGUGUGUGUGUGUGUGUGUGUGUGUGUGUGUGUGUGUGUCUUCAACUGCACUGGUGUUUUAUCUCAUGUCCUGUUGUGGGGAAAUAAUGAGUCUAUCUGUGUGUCUGAUCAUGCUAAAAUGGCGGCUCAUGUAAUGAUUGUGGUGCUUUAGAACAGUAAGUACAAGAGCCAAAUGCUUCAAACUACACUUCCUAUGAUGCAUGAUUUACCUAUGUUUGUGAUUCUCAAAUAGCAAAGCACAUCCUCAGGGACUCUAUAAAUAUAUUUGUGUGUGUGUGUCUACUUUGUGUGGCUUUCUGUCGUGUGAAUGAGCACACGGUGGGUGUGGAUGGCUGUAGCUUACAGAUAUGCAUGACCGUUACACUCAUACUCACCACGUCAGAGAUUUGCAUAUGAUAUGCAUUUGCCUUUAUUCGCAAAGCAGAUGUUUGUGAAAAGUUCUCUUUGCCUAAAAUUCAAAUAGGCACAGUGGUAAUAAACCAGUUGCCAGUGUGCUUUUGAAUGCAGAGAAACGGUGAACUUUGAGCUACUGCUGUUAGCCAGUGCUAAUUUUGAUAAUAUCUCGGAUGUAGCAGGCAGAUGUCUCCACCAUGUCACCUGCUUCCUCAGUCAUUCUUCUGGGAGAUUCCGAGAGAUGUUCACUGUGUAACAGAAUCCUCAGCUAAAUCCACACUAAAGUGCACAUGGCCUUGCUUAAAAUAAAUACGCACAAGUGUCCUCAUGCCAAGCUAACCACUUUUUCAUCUACAUGUAUUUUUGUAUAAAAAUGUUGAAGUAUAGGUUGCCAAAGACAUUUUGUAAAACAUGACAUGAUCUGAAUUUUGAAAUGCAGUUGCAUUGAAAAGAAGCAACAUACGUUCAUUCAUUUGAAAUGCAGAUUAUUUCUCUAUGUGACUAUAAAGUAAAAACUUACAAGCC